AUGUGGGUGAAUAAUUUUUGUAAUUUUGAUAGUCCCGUAAAUGGUAGUUUGAAUGUUGCAUCUUUUCUUGGAGAUAAGUCAAAACCUUGCACUUUAAAACCGAUUCCAAAUGAUACUUCUAUCUUAUUGGUUCCUUUCAAUGAUGGAUUGAAUAAUUCUGAUUGUACUUCUUAUGCAGAUGUUGUUAGCAGUAAUUCAUGGCUUCAAAUACCAUCUACAAAUCAGGCUAAUUCAAAUAAUUCUAACACAAUAAUAAAUCGAGAGGACCACGUGAAUGAAUUUACCUCACAUGACAUUUCAAAUAAGUGUAGUUUGCGAAUAGUAAUCUUCGCUUCCGCAAAUAAAGGUGAUCCUGGAGUAAGAGAACCAUAUAAUGGAAACCUUGGAAUCCUUUCUAAAGCUGCACCUACAUUAAUUUUAAUUAAAGCGAUAGAUGUCAAUAAAGUAAAUGAUCUUUUAAAUAAAACAUCUUACGUGAUAGCUACUCCAGAUUCUGGACCAUGGAUUCAAUUAAUCGAUAGUAAAGGUUUAUUGAUAUGGACAAUAAUCUUUGGAAUUCUAUACGGAUGUAUAAUAAUAAUAUCAUUAUAUAUUUUGUUGAUGAGUAUAUACAGAUAUGGAUUUGCAUUGGCAAAUCCGAGACCAUGGUUAUUGGUGGGAGUUAUUUCAAGUUCUGCACAAUAUGAUCCGGGGUUAAUACGUUUCGAUCGUUUAUCUGAACUUGAAUAUGCGACCAUCCAAAUGUCAGGAUAUUUCAUUUUGUGCCUUUGUUACGCGAUUUUCUUAUUUCCUUGGAUAAAAGCUACACGAAAUAUAUCAGAAGAAUUAAGUUACCGAGCACCUCGAGUUCGGAAACUUAGUCGGAAAAAUGUAUCUAAAUUUGUAUUUAUUGUGAUGGAAUCAGUCUUUACAUUUAUCGUGGUGUUGUCAUACACGGUAUUUGGAAUUAUUAUGUUAUUGGCAAGAAAAUAUGAACAUUUACCAUUUCAUACUAUUGUAAUACCACGAGUUAAUGUUCGAAUACGAAAAGCAAAAACGAAACAAGAAAUUUUCAAGUCAGCUAUUAUUACAAUAUUAUUGAUCUUAUCGUUGCUCUUAAUCACCAUUCAUACAAUAUUCACGAUAUUCCUACCACCGACUAUUGACAAUUUCUGGAUAACACGCAUUCUUGAUGAUAUAUCAUUUGCCUUUGGAUGUUUGACCCUAAUAAUUGCAUUACAAUAUGAUUCAGUAGUAAAAUAUUCUCAUAUGAUAUAUGCCGGAAGUAGCGAUGAUAAUGCUACCACAACUUGUAAUAAUAUGUCUGGAAAUAUUAAAGUCGUAGUCAGAUGUCGUCCUCUAAAUUCUCGAGAAAAAGCCCGAGGGGCAAAAUGUCUCAUCCGAAUGGAAGGCAAUCAAACUAUAAUCACAAGACCAGAAAUAAAUGACGGAAAUAAAAACGCAAAGAAAGAUGGUGAAGACGUCAAAGCAUUUACCUUUGAUAAGUCUUAUUGGUCUUUUGAUAAAAAUGACUCCAAUUAUGCUACUCAAGCACAUUUAUAUAACGACCUUGGAGAAGAACUAUUAAAUCAUGCUUUUGAAGGAUAUAAUACUUGUAUAUUUGCGUAUGGUCAGACUGGAGCAGGAAAAUCUUAUUCAAUGAUGGGUUAUGGCGAGGAAAAAGGCAUUAUUCCGCUUACAUGUUGCGAAUUAUUUAACCGCGUUAAUAGGAAUACUGAUGAAAAUGUUACGCACCAAGUCCAAGUCUCUUAUAUCGAGAUUUACAAUGAACGUGUCAGGGAUUUGUUAAAUCCUAAAAACAAAGGAAAUCUUAAAGUAAGAGAACAUCCUGCUCUCGGGCCAUAUGUAGAAGAUUUGUCAAAAUUGAUUGUGACUUCAUUCCAAGAUGUCGAGAAUUUGAUGGACGAGGGUAACAAGGCAAGAACUGUGGCUGCAACUAAUAUGAACGAAACUUCAAGUCGAUCUCAUGCUGUAUUUACUUUAUUGGUUACGCAAAAACGUCAUGAUAUCGAAACUGGUAUGGAUACAGAAAAGGUUGCUCGCAUAAGUCUUGUAGAUUUGGCUGGUUCAGAACGUGCAAAUUCUACGGGUGCCACGGGACAACGUUUAAAGGAAGGUGCUAAUAUUAACAAAUCCUUGACUACAUUGGGAAAAGUUAUCGCUGCUCUUGCUGAGCAAUCUUCUGGUAAAAAAGGCAAAAAAGGAGAUGCAUUUGUACCAUACAGAGAUUCUAUUUUAACCUGGUUAUUAAAAGAUAGUUUAGGUGGUAACUCUAAAACUGCUAUGAUAGCGGCUAUAUCUCCGGCUGAUUAUGAUGAAACACUUAGUACUCUACGUUAUGCUGAUGCUGCUAAGAAAAUCAAAAAUAAAGCAGUUGUCAAUGAAGACCCCAAUGCGAAACUUAUUCGUGAGCUUAAAGAUGAAUUGUCAUUGUUACGAAGCAAACUUGGAAUUAAAGACGGUGAACAUAUCGAACGUGAUCAUAGUAUGAGCGCUGAUGAUUCAAGCGAAAUGGUAACAUUAAAAGAUGCAAAUGGAAAUACUAUAAAAAAGACAAAAAAUGAAUUGAUUGACCAAAUUCAAGCAUCAGAAAAACUUAUGGAAGAAGUGAAUGAAACAUGGCAAGAGAAGAUAAGGAAGACCGAGGAAAUUCAACGCGAACGAGAAAAGACAUUGGAAGAACUUGGUAUUAUGGUAGAAAAAAAUUCUAUAGGAGUACAUCCUCCCAAAAAAGUUCCACAUCUUGUCAAUCUUAAUGAAGACCCACUUAUGUCAGAAUGUUUAGUCUAUCAAAUUAAACCCGGUAAAACUCGUGUUGGUCAUUUAGAUUCUGAAAAACAACCCGAAAUACGUUUAAGUGGGGAAAACAUUUUGAAGGAACAUUGCUUUUUUGAAAAUAUUGAUGGUGUCGUAACAUUACAUCCUGAAUUAAAUAGUACAACGAUGGUGAACGGGAUGCGUAUAAACAAAUUAAAAAGAUUAAAAUCUGGAUAUCGCAUAAUUCUCGGAGAUUUUCAUGUAUUUCGAUUUAAUAACCCUGAGGAAGUUAGGCGAGAACGAGCUAAAUCGAGACAAUUUAGUGAACUUAGGAUAAAUACUAAUAGUCCGACACCUACUGGGGAUGACAAAGCCCCUGAUUCCCCAACAUCAACUGCAUCACUUAUGUCAGAAGCAGUGAUAGAUUGGAACUUUGCAAGAAGAGAAGUUGCUCUUCAUUAUAUAAAUACCGGAGGGGCUGAUCCAACAUUUGGUACUUUACCAGAUGAAGAUCUGCAAAGACUUAUGGACGAUAUUAAAAAGAUUCAAACCGCUCGAAAAUGUCGUCCUGAAAGUCGAAAUAGUAUUAACUGUGAGUUUAAUGAUGAAGGUGAAUCUUCGGGUAAAGCCAGUCCUGAUGGUACUUCUUCCCAAGAAGAAUCGGAUACAAGUAAAAAUGUCAAAGAAUCCGAAACAAUUAAACAUAUCAAAGAACAAAUGCAACAAAAACUCGAUGAACAAAGACAAGCAUAUGAAGAGAAAAUGAGUUUCCUUGAACAAUCAAAUCUUGAAACGGAUGAAUUGAAAGCUGAAAAAAGACAGAUGGAAGAAAAAUUAAAAAUGGUUCAGGAAGAAAUGCAAAGGUUAAGAGAAGAUGAAUUUCAAAGGAAAAUGAAAAGACAAUCUCUAAUGUCUCAUGAAGAUUAUAAAUUACCAUCAGAUGAUCCAUCUUAUACUGAAGAAGAAUUACGCCUUAUUCAUAUGGCAAUUACAAGGUGGAAACGCCAAAGGUUCGUUCAGAUGGCUGAAACGAUACUGAGUAACGCUGUAAUAUUAAAAGAAGCCAAUGUUAUAAGUAAGGAACUUGGAAAAAAAAUUCUUUAUCAAUUCACAGUCAUUGAAGAUGAACCUUAUACCAAUCCUGUUUCAUUUUGGGAAAGUACUUCCGCACUUAACCAAUAUAAUAAUAAUGAGGACACUUCAUUAUUCAUUUGUAAAAAACCUUCUAUCGGUGUUAAAGUAAUCGACACUAAAAAUAAUGUAGUAUAUGUGUGGUCACUUGAUAAACUUAAGGCCCGUUUACAAAAGAUGCGUAAUUUAUACAACUAUGUUGAUCGUCCACAGUAUAGUAAACAUUUUAAUUGGGAAGAUCCAUUUUAUGAAAACCCUUGCCCAUAUUUCACUUUUAUUGGUAAUGCCUCAGUAGGGUUAUCAUGCUUGCAUUGGAAAACAGAACAUGAGACUGAUGCUCCUAUUAUUCGUAGAUAUUCUGGUGAUAUAAUGGGACAUUGCCGCGUUCGAAUUAAGUUCCUUGUAGAAGAAAUACCAAACGAUUCAAACAUGCCAAAAGAAUCAAACGAAUUUGCAAUAGAUAGACCUAAUGAAUUAUCUAAAACUUUGUCUAUUAAUAGUCAUGUUAUUUUUGAGAUUAAAAUAAUAGAGAUUUCUGGAAUUAAAGAAUCUAUGUUUACUCAAGUUCAUGUACAAUUUAAGUUAUCGUCCUUUGGAAAUGUUCUACCUAUGUCACAAGAUGAACGUAUAUAUUCCACUGAGCUUAUGAGUGAUUUUGGAAAUGACCCAAUUGCAUUUAAAUUUGAACAACCUCUAAAAAUGGUCGUUUCACCUAAUAUGUUAGAAGUGCUUACUAAUGGUACUCUUGCAUUUGAGGUAUUCGGUCGUACGAAACCCGCCGUCUUAAAUGAUAUGGAACAAUGGGAUAAUCAACUAUCGAUUUGUAGAGGAAUUAAUGGUAAUGACACAUAUGAACCUUCGGUUCCCAGAGAGAGACGUUCGGAAGAUGAAUUAGUCGCUGAAGAAAAACAUGAUGUCGUAGCAUGGGUUCAAGUUUGUGAACUUGCCCCCAGUGGAGAAUACGUACCAGUUCAAGUUCUUUCCCAGAAUUCACUUGAUCCAGGUGCAUUUUUCUUAAGGCAAGGACUUCAACGUCGUAUUGUACUCACAUUAACUCAUAAUUCUGGUCGACAAUUUCAAUGGAGCCGAGUAACAAAGAUGGAAAUUGGUCAAGUGCGAUUACUUGAUGGAAAAGGUCGAUUAUCAGAAUCUCCAGUUCAAAAUGAUGUACAAAUGAACUUAUUACCAGCUCAAAAUGUUCAAUUUAAUAGAGAUGGUACUAGCGUCAUAAUUGCUCAAGCUUCAUGGGAUAGUACUUUACAUGAUUCUAUCUUUCUUAAUAGAACGACACAUUCCAAUAGUCGCGUACUGUUAGGACUUAAAUGGUGUGUCGAAGCAGAUAAAUGUAUAGAACCAGUUUCAUUUAAUAUGGAUAUUGCCGUGCAAAUCCAAGGUCGUGAAGCAAGACCACCUUCAAAAUUGAUUCAAUUAUUAAAUCAAUCAAAAGUUUUAACAAAAUCUAGUGGACUAUUUUCAAUUAUACUCAAACCUCCAAUGACACGCAAAGUUUCCGAACUUUGGCGAUUAAAUACUGAACAUAAAUAUGUACGAGGGCAAGAAAUAUUGGAUGAUUGGAAACCUCGAGGGGUUUCGUUAGUUAAGGACUAUAAAAAAACAAGUGAACUUAUUCGUAGAAAAGAAGCCGUUGAAUGUACAAAGCAAAUUCUUGAAUUACAUGAGGCUCGUUAUAGUUCUUCGGCUGAAGUUAAAUCUGAAUGUAGUUCUAACGAAGAUGAUUUAGCUAAAAAGGAUGAUUUAGCUAAAAAGGAUGAUUUAGCUAAAAAGGAUGACUUAGCUAAAAAAGUCAUAACACUUUGGAGAAAGAAAUGGGGAACAUCAAAAGAGAUUGUAAUAAAUCAAGAACCGCCACUUUCAGGACCACAUCAAGACGAUACAUGCAAAAAAAUACAACCAACUAAAUUAGUUGCGCAAGUUAGAAUGGCCGCAAAGACUGAUACAAUAACUAAAAAGGGGUAUCUAUCUACUCCGGAGAAUGCCGGUGAUUAUUGGAUUAAGCGUUGGUACGUCUUGAGAAGACCAUACUUGUUUAUUUAUGAAUCUCAAAAAGAAACAGAAGAGCAAGGAGUAAUAAAUCUUGCAUCUGUUCGAGUUGAUUAUAAUAAUAAUUCUUUAGAGAACAUGUUACAACGACAAAACGUUUUUUCUAUUUAUACCAACAACAAUGCAUAUAUGUUGCAAGCUUUUUCGAAACAGGAUAUGAUGGACUGGAUUUCAAAGAUUGAUCAAUUUCAUCAUGUCUCAUAG
This is a messenger RNA of Diversispora eburnea, 6153 nucleotides long. NCBI's taxonomy places the organism in Eukaryota, Fungi, Glomeromycota, Glomeromycetes, Diversisporales, Diversisporaceae. The record is from the annotation of a GenBank genome assembly.